Fopius arisanus is the source of this 1331-nucleotide messenger RNA. RefSeq lists its product as uncharacterized. Bases 168 to 1211 code for a protein of 347 amino acids. NCBI's taxonomy places the organism in Eukaryota, Metazoa, Arthropoda, Insecta, Hymenoptera, Braconidae. The transcript is spliced from 5 exons. The record is from RefSeq and is a predicted model, not a curated record.
UUUCCAGAGGUUGUGUCUAUCUGAAUAAGUUAUAUUAAUUAAUGGAUUUUUGCUAUUGGUGAAGGAUAGUAAAAAGUCGAUUAAACGUUCAAGAAAAAGGGCAAAUACAUAUUUGCGCAGAUUCGAAAAUUCUGCCCUCGAUUUUUUUUUAACUAAAACAGGACGUUAUGUUUGGUGUCAACAAUAAUUUUUCAAUUGUUAAUGUCAAUAGGGAUUUGUUGUCAUCCAACAACAAUCCUAUAACUUUCUAUUUAGACGGAUUCGAUGUACAAGAUUUUCUCGAGAUUGCAGGGAUCAUUCGUAAAUUUGGAGGAAUCGUGACACCUCCAGAUCUGGAGACCGUUGUUUUGUCAACGCCCGAUCGUGUCCCAGGGACCAAUUAUUUACGAUUUCAUGUCCACUGGCUAUACCACAGUAUAAAAGAGGGUAAAUUGCAGGACAUUGGAAAAUAUUUACUUACAACGAAAUCGAGACCAGACCCUCAGAAGGCGUCAUCGGUUAAUAAGAGUGUAACCCAAUGGUUUAAUCAAUUAAUCAACGAGAAGAAUACCAAUCAAGAUAAUUCCAGGAUUGAGAAUAAAAAUGAGAGUUUCAUGAGGAGCAGUUUUACGACUCAUCGGAGUUCAAAAGAUCAGGUCGACAGUGACGAAAAAGAUGAUUUACAGCAGUCGUGCACUUCUUCUUGCAUCACGAGAUCAUCAACUUCAGAGGAGGAAUUGCCACCAGAGACACCUCUGGUGACCAGGCGAGUCCCCCCUUACGUGGGUCAAAUAAAUAAUACUGACCUUGAGAAAAUUACUGCUCAAAAAUCCGCGGAGAGAAGCAUCAGGACUUUACGUCAAUCUACACCAAGCAUUAGGACAAAAUCUUGCUGUGGAUUUUCUCCAACAAACGGAAAAUCUAAAUGUUCAAAUUCUCGAGCUGUGAAGGGAGUGCGAGCUCCGAAGAACAAAGCCUUGGUGACUAAAAGUAAAGGUAAGCGCUUCAAGUACAGCUCCGAAGAGGAUAAGCAGAUCAUUACGUAUCUCGUUGAAAAUAACUGCAUUUUAGACGCCUAUAAAAAGGCGGUCUGCAAAAAAAUAAUGUCUCUAGAAGGGCUUUCCAAUCGCACUGUGGGUAGCAUCUACUCUCAUAUCAAGAAUCUCAAGCUCAAGAUUCGCAAAUUCACCAAUGAUCCUUGUGUCAUUGCACAGUUUGAAGCACUCGAAUAAUCGAGCAAAUGGUAAUCGAUUCUCAGCUCUUGUCAAAUCCCAUUCUUCGAACUAUUAUUCCCACUUUUCUCCAUUCUUCCUUCACUCUUCCUUUUUAAUUAAAUGCUAUUUUUCAUUUUA